This is a messenger RNA of Scaptodrosophila lebanonensis, 503 nucleotides long. RefSeq lists its product as uncharacterized. Bases 22 to 474 code for a protein of 150 amino acids. NCBI's taxonomy places the organism in Eukaryota, Metazoa, Arthropoda, Insecta, Diptera, Drosophilidae. The transcript has a single exon. The record is from RefSeq and is a predicted model, not a curated record.
CUUGCACUCACAGCCAUCAGUAUGUGCUUGGCUAUGUCCAUGGCCACGGAAACUGACUACGACAGACCUUAUACGACGCCCAGACAGCCGUAUCCGAAUUGGCUGAACUGCGGUCAGAAUGGGACGAUAUCAUUUUGCUCGUCCCGUUGCGAGGAGACCUGCAAGUACAAGUCGCGAGGCUGCCCGCCCCGUAUUUGUGGCGGUCCCUGCGUCUGCAAACAAGGCUAUAUUAUUGAUGAAGACCUGCCCGGUUGUGUGCUGCGUGCCGAUUGUCGCGUUCAACAGCUCGAGGUUCCAUCGCACGAGGUGACCAGCCUGGAGCAGUACGGGGCCAACUAUGGUAACUCAUCCUUGCUUGAACGGAAGUUUGUGUCUUUUCAGAAACCAAAAAAACAUAGAAUUACGAUAAGACCGAAAAAGUUACCCAAUUUCGCCGGAAAGCAACGAAAUGGCAAAAGAGUUCUUGCGCAAUAAAUUUUAGUACACCCCCCAAUCGAAAUAUA